Molecule: messenger RNA, 4449 nt
Organism: Austrofundulus limnaeus
Lineage: Eukaryota; Metazoa; Chordata; Actinopteri; Cyprinodontiformes; Rivulidae
Product: protein tyrosine phosphatase receptor type G
Biological process (GO): protein dephosphorylation
Molecular function (GO): protein binding; protein tyrosine phosphatase activity
Source: RefSeq, a predicted model, not a curated record
UUGCAUCGGGUGACCAACCUCGCUUCACUGGAGGCAGCCAUCCUGGGAACACAGGCGUAAUGAGGGAGAGGAGGACAGCUGGUGACCCCUACUGGUCCUAUUCAGGGAGCCAUGGACCUCGAGGCUGGGCAGCCUUAUAUCCAGAGUGUGCUGCAACAAACCAGUCACCUGUGGAUAUUGUAGAUGAACAAGCUUUGGUUUCAGAGGAGUACCAGGAGCUGGUGCUUGAUAAGUUCAACAUGGAGUCCUCCAAUCAGACUACCAUGAAAAACACUGGAAAGACAGUUGCUGUGCUUCUGAAAGAUGACUACUUUGUAAGAGGUGCUGGACUGCCAGGACGCUUUAAGGCCGAGAAGAUGGAGUUUCACUGGGGCCAGACUAAUGGAUCAGCAGGCUCAGAACACAGCAUCAAUGGCAGAAGGUUUCCCGUAGAGAUGCAGAUCUACCUUUACAACUCCGAUGACUUUGACAGCCUCAGCGCUGCCAUCAAGGAGAGACGCAUCAUCGCUGCCAUGGCUGUCUUCUUUGAGCUUGGGCAAAAAGACAACCCAGCUGUGGACCCAAUCAUCCAGGGAUUGAAAGGAGUAGUGCAUCAUGAAAAGGAGACCAACCUCAGGUCGUUCGUCUUGAGGGAUCUGCUGCCGUCAUCGGUGGACAGUUAUUACCGAUACACRGGCUCUUUGACCACUCCGCCCUGCAGCAAAGUCGUGGAGUGGAUCAUCUUCUCCAGGCCGGUAUAUCUGUCCCACUCACAGCUGGAUGCUUUUUACUCCAUCUUUACAACGGAGCAACAGGACCAUGUCAAGUCUGUCGAGUACCUGAGGAACAACUUCAGACCCCUGCAGGACCUGAACAAUAGGAAGAUCUUUAAGUCAGCUGUUAAAGAUGCCUGGCAGAAAGAUUUGACUGAAAUAUUAGGAAGCCCUCACAGCACAGAGGCAUCGAGAGUGUGCAGCAGCGCCCCAGUGAGCAUGAAGAUCCAGCCGCUAAACCAGACGGCAUUGAUCGUGAGCUGGGAACGCCCCCUGACAAUCUAUCACCCCCCCAUCACCAGCUACAUGGUCUCCUACAGCUGGGUGAAGAGGGACGUCGCCGACGAGAGGACCUUCUCUAAAACCGGGGACCAGAGCAUGAAAGCAAUUAUUACUAAUGUAUCCCCUGACAUCCUGUACCUGUUCAGAGUGCAGGCAGUGUGUCAGCAUGACCAGCGCAGUGACUUCAGCCAGACGCUGUUGUUCAGAGCCAACACAACAAGAAUAUUCGAAGGGUCUCGCAUUGUGAAGACUGGAAUGCCAACCAUUUCUCCGGCUUCCUCGGCGGACAUGGCUCCCAUCAGCUCUGGUUCCUCCACUUGGACGUCCUCUGGCAUCCACUUCUCUCUUGUCUCCAUGGCAACCGGGAUGGGCCCCUCCUCUAGCGGCAGCCAGGCCACGGUGGCGUCCGUGGUAACGAGCACCUUGCUGGCGGGUUUGGGCGUCGGCGGAGGGGUGAUUUCGUCGUUGCCCAGUUCCGCCUGGCCCACGCAGACGCCUCGCGCCGCUCAGAACCCGACGCGUCCGUCCACCCCGCCCGCAACGCCCAACACGGAGCGAACGGCAACGCAGGGGGCGGAGACGGACAAGCAGCCCGAGGAGAAACAGGCCACAGGUCAGGGUGAGGAGGGGGAGGAGGAGGGCGAGCGAGAGGGAGAGCAGGAGGAAGAGGACGAGGAGGAGAAGAAGAGAAAAGGCAAAAAUCCUCCUGAUAAUGCGGAGAAACAAGCAAACGGCACUGUGUCCGAAGAGCCUUUAAUCCCAACCCCCGCAUCCACAGCCAAAGAGAAAAGAGAGGGCAAACCUACAGUUAAAGGCAACACGGUCCCUGCGAGCACUGAUGAUGAGCAUUUGGUCAACAAGGAGAAGAAACCCACAGAAGUAACUGCAGUUUCCACUCAGGAGCCCCGUAAUGACAGCGCUGAGAUGCAGAUCCCCCAGAGCUCUACACUAUCUCCAAAGAUUAAUGAUGAAAAUAGAUGGCCUUUCUCUGUUCACACCGACCCAACUAUUCUGUCCAACCCAACACGGACCCCCCACCCAGGAAUGGGCAGGAUGGUGUGGAUCGUGCCCUUGGUGGUGGUGUCUGCUCUCACUCUGCUGUGCCUCAUCGUGCUGCUGAUCGUGAUGGUCUACUGGAGGAGAUUUUUCCAGACGGCUCAUUUCUACGUGGAGGAGAGCAGCUCUCCACGGGUGGUGGCCAAUGAGAAUAUCCCAAUCAUCCCCAUACCAGAUGAUAUGGAGGCCAUCCCCGUCAAGCAGUUUGUCAAACACGUCAUGGAGCUUUACAAGAACAACAUGCAAGGUUUCGCUGAGGAGUUUGAGGAGGUCCAACGCUCCACAGUCGACUUAAAAAUCACAGCAGAACACUCCAAUCAUCCUGACAACAAGCACAAAAACAGAUACAUCAACAUUGUGGCCUAUGACCACAGCAGGGUGAAAUUAAGAGCUUUGCCGGGGAAAGAUGCCAAACAUUCGGAUUACAUCAACGCCAACUAUGUAGAUGGCUACAACCACCCCAGAGCUUACAUAGCCGCUCAGGGUCCCCUCAAGUCCACGUUUGAGGACUUUUGGAGGAUGGUGUGGGAGCAGAACACUGGGAUCAUCGUCAUGAUCACCAACCUCGUGGAAAAGGGGAGGAGAAAAUGUGACCAAUACUGGCCGACAGAGAGCAACGAACAGUAUGGAAACAUAGUGGUGACGCUGAAAAGCACCAAAGUUCACGCCUGCUACACGCUGCGCCGCUUUCUUAUAAGGAACACAAAAAUUAAAAAGGGUCAGAAGGGGAAUCCAAAAGGGAGGCUAAAUGAGCGCAUUGUGAUUCAGUAUCACUAUACUCAGUGGCCCGACAUGGGAGUACCGGAGUACACACUUCCUGUCCUCACCUUCAUCAGCCGCUCGUCGGCGGCUCGGACUGCAGACAUGGGUCCCGUCCUGGUACACUGCAGUGCAGGGGUCGGGCGCACAGGAACGUACAUCGUCAUCGACAGCAUGCUGCAACAGAUCAAGGACAAAAGCACAGUCAGCGUCCUGGAUUUUCUCAAACAUAUACGCACACAACGCAACUACCUUGUCCAGACGGAGCGGAGCGAGCGAGGGUCGGACUCACCACUCUGCCAGGCAUGAAGGGAACAGAUUACAUUAAUGCAUCCUACAUAAUGGGCUACUACAGGAGUAACGAGUUCAUCAUCACCCAGCAUCCCUUGCCCCACACCACCACAGACUUCUGGAGGAUGAUUUGGGACCACAACGCGCAGAUUAUUGUCAUGUUGCCAGACAACCAGGGUCUCGCCGAGGACGAAUUUGUUUACUGGCCGAGUCGAGAAGAGGCCAUGAACUGCAUCGCCUUCACCGUCACUCUCAUCAGUAAGGACCGGCUGUGUCUCUCCAACGAGGAGCAGAUCAUCAUCCACGACUUCAUCCUAGAGGCCACACAGGACGACUACGUCCUGGAGGUGAGACACUUUCAGUGCCCUAAGUGGCCGAACCCCGACGCUCCCCUGAGCAGCACCUUCGAGCUCAUCAGGGUCAUCAAAGAGGAAGCCAUGACUCGAGACGGCCCCACCAUCGUGCACGAUGAGUACGGAGCGGUGUCAGCGGGGAUGCUCUGCGCCCUCACCACGCUGUCCCAGCAGCUAGACAACGAGGGGCUCGUCGACAUCUAUCAGGUGGCCAAGAUGAUCAAUCUCAUGAGGCCGGGAGUCUUCACUGAUAUCGAGCAGUACCAGUACCUUUACAAAGCCAUGCUCAGCCUGGUGAGUCACACAGAGGGCAGCCUGAGUCCCGUUCACAUGGACACUAACGGGGCGAUGGUGAUGGCCGACGAGUUGGACCCCGCAGAGAGCAUGGAGUCCCUCGUCUGAGGACUUUCUCACAGGCACUUCAUUUGUAAACAAAACAAAAAAAAUACAAAAACAAACAAAAAAAAAACAUCCAAGAACUUUUCUGAGGCCUUUUUGCCAGACUAUUGAUUAAACGAAUAACCUUAUUACUUUUUUAUACUGAUGAAAGGUUUUUUGAUAUUUAUGUUUUUGUCCUUUUUAUUUGUAUUUGUUCCUCCUUUUUUUUUCUUUUUCCUCGUCUUUCGAUGUUCUCCUGCUGAGCGUUUGCACCUGUUUAAGUUGACAUGAGGAAAAGCAGCUCUGUCCACUUUGCACUAUAAUAUCAGUGUUACUGCCUAUUUACCCAGUGAGAUUUUUUUUCUUUUUCACUGUUGAAAUUCCGGCGCCACAGUGAAACUGAGGCCGGGGGGUGUCUGUGCAGRGGGGUGGGGCUUCGGGGGAGGAGGGGCUGGAAUCUUGGAGCGCUUGGAGAAGACCAGGAUGAGUUGGAAGGCGAUCCACUUACAAUGAAGUCAUGAAACACUUGUUCACAUCGUAACACAGGCCAGCAUGUAUUUUUCUCCCACAUGAAGAGA